Messenger RNA from Didymodactylos carnosus, 951 nucleotides. The record is from the annotation of a GenBank genome assembly. Lineage: Eukaryota; Metazoa; Rotifera; Eurotatoria; Philodinida; Philodinidae.
AUGGGAUGUUUCGCGCAGAUGAAACAAGUCGUUCGAGGCGUGCGGCAAGAAUAUGGACAUAUAUCAAUUUUUGGAUAUUCCAAAGAUAAUAUGAGUUUGCCUUUACAAAGAGUUUAUGUAGAAUUAAAAUUUGAUCCAAUCCAUCCAUCUGUCAAAGCAAUGAAAAUGCUUGAAAUUUCUGAAGAAUUUAAACGUAAACUUUUUUCAUAUGAUUUUUUCAAUGAAAAUAAAACAAAAAAAAUUAACAGAGCUAUUAUUGAAAGAAGUACAGAGAAUCCUGAAACUUUUUACAGAAAUUUUAUGCUCGAACAAUGGUUGAAUGUAUUAUUAGCUAACAGUAGUAUAUUUACGGAAAGUGAAGCAAGUUCAAUUAAAAAUAAAUUUUUUAAAACAAGACUACCAAUUCUUAUUCCAAUUUGGAAAUAUGUUGAACAACUGAAAGAAAAUCAGAACAAUGACAAUAAAAAAACUUUACUUCAGUUCAUUUACGAAAACCCUACGCUUGAUUCAAAUUUUUUUAAAGAUGAAGAGGAAAGUAAAGUGCUAUCAUCAAUGAUCAUCGAAUCGUUAAUACAAGGAGAUGUUUUAGUUAUUUUCGAAGGAUUAGAUGAGAUUCCUGUUCAUAUGGAUCGAUCUGAAUUAAUGAAAGAAAUAAAUGCUUUACUCGAACGACCAAUAGAUUAUGAUGAAAAGGCGAACAAGCUUUUUUAUUCAGUUUAUGAACAAAAGGAAAUCUGUGGUACUGAAGGUCCAGAUGCUGGCAAUCGAUUUAUUAUAACAAGUCGUAUUGAAGGAAAUUAUUUUGAUGAAAUAAAUUUUUAUAUUCCAAGAUUAACUAUAGAAGAUAUGUCUAAUGAUGCUCUAAAAUCGUUUUGUAGUUCCUACAUGGAAUGUAUAAAAGAAAUUUCUCUUAAAAAUGGAAGAUUUAUCAAAGCAAGAAUACAAGAGUGA